UCCAAAACAAACUUGAAGACUGUCGGCGAAGCUUCCCUAGCAACAAACUCUUCGCUUUUAAUUCAGAGCUAAACUCCGACCUUAUCAUUACGUCACAGCAUUGCCAAAUAUUUGGAAUUGUGCAAGACAACAAAAACUACAAUCUCAUAAUCGGACAAGGCGAUUUAACGACAAAAUUAAGGUAAAAAUAUGGCGUAUUAUCAACAAGGCGGCUACCAACAGGGAGGAUAUCAAAUGGGGUUCCAGCCUUAUCAGCAACCCCAGUAUCAGCAGUACCAACAGCCCAGCCAGCAGUAUGGAAGUUAUGGGGGAUAUUUUCAGCAAAAUGUCUUUUCUGUCAACGCAUGGCAGGCAUUCCAAUUUGGGUCCCAAGACGAACUAUGGCACGUUUUCAAUACCGAGAUGAUGAAAAAUCCUGCUAACGUGCAAAGACAGGCAAUUCAAGCUGAGGAUCUUAUGAACAUCAUGAAUAAUUGUCACACCAUCAGGAACUAUUUCAGAAUUAAUUGGAGCAGAGAGUUAUGCAGUAUCAUGCUGGCCAUGUUGGAUCGCUCACAGGACGGUUUUAUGCAGUGGAACGAAUUCAUGGAAUUACAGCAAUGUCUGAUCGCUUGGUUCAGAGUUUUCCAACAAUAUGACAGCGACAGGUCUGGUUUCAUAGAGGCCAAUGAACUUGUCAACGUCAUCACUAACCUUUACGGCUAUCGUAUUACACCCCAGGCCACAGAAACAAUUUUAAAGCGAUAUUCCCGAGUUCUCCCCCGUGGCGGAGGAACCGCCUGUCUGUGUGCUUUCGAUGACUUUGUAUCUGUUAGUGUCAGACUAAGGGCGUACACAGACGCUUUCAGAAAAAGAGACGCCAUGAUGUAUGGACAGGAAACAGGAAAUUGCACGUUUGGAUAUGAUGACUUCUUACGUUGCGUGAUGUGUCUGUGAUGAAGUCCUGUAAUUAUUAAAUGCUCAUUUCAUUUGUAUAUUCCUAAAACUCUCCAGCGCCUUUAUCACUUCACCCUAGCUAUCAGUGUCCAUCAUAUAUAGAGUUCAAAGUGUUCAACUAGCUGAUUAAAACCGUGAACAUCGGUUAAAAGAUGCUUUUAACCGAUGUUCGAAAACUGUGUUACUAACGUGUGGUGAAUAGGGACAUACUAGUAUACUGAAGGUUAUAUGUCGCAAUUCUUUGGACUAUGUUGUGUCCCUUUCCUUUUCUGUUUUGAUAUAAAUACAGUUUGUUAUUAUAAAUGUAUUAUGAAUUGAAAAAAAAAGAUGGUGUGCUGAUUAAAAUUUGUUAGGGUAAUCAUGAUGUAUAUUGAAGUUUGAUAUGGAAUGCUGAUUAUAAAAAAAAUGUUACCAGUAAUUUGAAGAAAAUGAAUUCUUGUUUUUGUACAUUAAUUAACAUAGUAUUUAAAAUCACAUUUGUCAAGAACCCCCCCUUUUGAAUAACAUCAAUAUAUAUACAGCUCCUGCCAAACUUGAGUCAGUAUUUCAACAUCAAUGAAACAAUAA
Messenger RNA from Saccostrea cuccullata (small rock oyster), 1503 nucleotides. Its product is annotated as sorcin-like. Gene Ontology annotation, molecular function: calcium ion binding. The transcript has 9 exons. NCBI's taxonomy places the organism in Eukaryota, Metazoa, Mollusca, Bivalvia, Ostreida, Ostreidae. The record is from RefSeq and is a predicted model, not a curated record. Bases 190 to 936 code for a protein of 248 amino acids.